Gracilinanus agilis (Agile Gracile Mouse Opossum) is the source of this 2431-nucleotide messenger RNA. It is a transcript of the gene ELF2, whose product is annotated as E74 like ETS transcription factor 2. The record is from RefSeq and is a predicted model, not a curated record. NCBI's taxonomy places the organism in Eukaryota, Metazoa, Chordata, Mammalia, Didelphimorphia, Didelphidae. Gene Ontology annotation, molecular function: sequence-specific DNA binding; DNA-binding transcription factor activity, RNA polymerase II-specific. The transcript is spliced from 9 exons. Gene Ontology annotation, cellular component: nucleus. Gene Ontology annotation, biological process: regulation of transcription by RNA polymerase II; cell differentiation. The coding region runs from base 240 to 2021 and encodes 593 amino acids.
CGGCGGCGGCUGCCCCUCGGCCCAGCCGGGAGGGACCGAGGCGCGGCGGCCCUCGGCGGGGACUCGACUCGCAGACUCCUUGGUUAACCAUCUUCAGAAGAGUGGAUUUCUGAUGUACCAAACUCCAUGUCUCUCAUUGAAAUUAAAAUUUGAUAUCACAGAUAAACAGCAUUGACAACUAUCCAUGAAACUUUGUAUAUCUUAAUAUCAGCCUUCGAAGCUUCCCCAGGGAACGCAUAAUGACAUCUGCAGUGGUUGACAGUGGGGGUUCUGUUUUGGAGCUUUCCAGCAAUGGAAUAGAAAAUCAAGAGGAAAGUGAACAAGUUUCCAAAUAUCCAGCAGUGAUUGUGGAGCCAGUUCCAAGUGCCAGAUUAGACCAGGGCUAUGCAGCCCAGGUUCUAGUCUAUGAUGAUGAAACUUACAUGAUCCAAGAUGUGGCAGAAGAGCAAGAAGUUGAAACUGAGACUGUGGAAUCAGUUGAAGCAUCCGUUCAUAGUAGUAAUGUACACUGCACGGAUAAGACAAUUGAAGCUGCUGAAGCCUUGCUUCAUAUGGAGUCUCCAACCUGCUUGAGGGAUGCUACAAGUCCUGUGGAAGUCUUUGUUCCUCCUUGUGUGUCUACUCCAGAGUUUAUCCAUGCUGCUAUGAGACCAGAUGUUAUCACGGAGACUGUAGUUGAAGUGUCAACUGAGGAGUCAGAACCUAUGGAUACCUCUCCUGUUCCAACCUCACCAGAUAUCCAUGAGCCAAUGAAAAAGAAGAAAGUUGGCCGUAAACCAAAGACCCAACAACCAGCCAUUUCCAAUGGGUCCCCUGAGUUAGGCAUCAAGAAAAAACCCAGAGAAGGCAAAGGUAACACAACAUAUUUGUGGGAGUUCCUUUUAGAUCUCCUUCAGGACAAAAAUACCUGUCCUCGAUAUAUUAAAUGGACGCAGAGAGAAAAGGGGAUAUUCAAACUUGUGGAUUCCAAAGCUGUAUCCAAGCUCUGGGGAAAGCACAAGAACAAACCGGACAUGAACUAUGAAACUAUGGGAAGGGCCUUGAGAUAUUACUACCAAAGGGGGAUUCUUGCAAAGGUAGAAGGGCAGAGGCUCGUAUAUCAGUUCAAAGAGAUGCCAAAAAAUAUUGUUGUCAUAGAUGAUGACAAAAAUGAUACUUGUAAUGAAGACUUAUCAGCAACUAAUGAUGAAAAAUCAUUGGAACGAGUUUCAUUAACUGCCGAAAACCUCCUAAAAGCAGCAGCUUCUGUACGUGGAAAGAACUCAUCUCCUUUAAACUGUACUAGGGCUGAGAAAGCCGUAGCCAGAGUUGUGAACAUCACAUCUUCUGGGCAUGAGGCUUCCUCAAGAUCUCCUUCCACCACUACUUCUGUUUCAGCAUCAGCUGCCCCAAGGACAGUCCGUGUGGCAAUGCAAGUGCCUGUUGUCAUGACCUCUUUGGGACAGAAAAUUUCAACUGUGGCAGUUCAGUCAGUCAAUGCAGGCUCAUCAUUAAUAACCAGCACCAGCCCCACAACAGCAACCACUCCAAAGGUUGUAAUUCAGACAAUCCCUACAGUGAUGCCAGCGUCUACCGAAAAUGGAGACAAAAUCACGAUGCAGCCUGCCAAAAUCAUCACUAUCCCAGCCACACAACUUGCACAGUGCCAGUUGCAGACAAAAUCAAGUCUGACUGGAUCAGGAAGCAUCAAUAUAGUUGGGACCCCGUUGGCCGUGAGAGCACUCACACCUGUGUCCAUAGCCCACGGGACCCCCGUAAUGAGACUCUCGGUGCCUGCGCAGCAGGCGUCUGGCCACACUCCCCCCCGAGUCAUCAGUGCCGUGAUCAAAGGGCCAGAGGGGAAGCCUGAUGCUGUGGUGGUAAAGCAGGAGCCCGAGGUGAAGACUCUGCAGCUGGUCCAGGAGGAAAAGCCAGCAGAUGGAAGCAAAGCAGUGACCCAUGUGGUGGUAGUCAGCGCUCCCUCCACCAUUGCUCUUCCACUCACGGUGAAACCAGAAGGCACCGUGACCUGUGAGAAGUGAGGCAGCUCCCGGGCUACGGCCAGCACCCAGCUGGCCUGCCUGAGACACGAACUGACACGGAAACACUGAUGGGAUGUCAUCAAGAACAUUUGGAAAGACUUGAAAACUUUUUUAAUGCAUAUAAGAAAGCAAUCAGAGACUUACUGGAAAUAAAUUACCUUUAUCCCAUGUUUAAGUGGGAAAUGAACUACACAUUGAGAUGCUGACAGAAAACUGCCUCUUACAAUAAGAAAAUGUUAACAUAUAAAUAUGAGAAAGGAUUGAAAAAGGGACCAAGCUGUUCACUACAUUAUCAAGUUACACUAAGACUUGGAACACUAAAAUAAUUCUGUAAGAGGUGAUCUUUUAGGUUAGGGGAGGGGGGAUAGGAAGGAUGGUCUCAUUGUUACAAAUAGCAAAUUUUGAUGCAU